This is a messenger RNA of Rhincodon typus (whale shark), 6946 nucleotides long. RefSeq names its product von Willebrand factor A domain containing 8 (gene vwa8). The transcript is spliced from 45 exons. The coding region runs from base 143 to 5842 and encodes 1899 amino acids. Gene Ontology annotation, cellular component: cytoplasm. The record is from RefSeq and is a predicted model, not a curated record. Lineage: Eukaryota; Metazoa; Chordata; Chondrichthyes; Orectolobiformes; Rhincodontidae. Gene Ontology annotation, molecular function: ATP binding; ATP hydrolysis activity.
CGGAACCUUCCCCCAGUGAGGAACGCUUCCUCUGUGAACCACCGGAACCGAUUGAGGGACGGACUGGUUUUUCCUGGUCCGCCGGUUGGAUCUUCCUCCCCGGUGCGGGGCGCUCGGUCAGUGUCCUCAGGCGGCGGCGGCCAUGCAGUCCCGGCUGCUGCUCCUCCCGGUCCGUGGCGGCGGCGCGGCGGCCGCGGCCCUGCGGAGACUCUCCAACAUCGCGCUGAAGCCGCUGAGAGGAACCCGGGCCCCGCUCCGAGUCAGGAGGCUCGAGACGGCGGCAGGUGACAUAAUUAGCAUUGGUGACGUUCAUUUUAAGCUGAAGCAGCCAAAAAACCCUGAACUGGUGCCCUUGAAACACAUGUUGGAACCCUUACCUCAGGCACUCGCACAGCACUUUCAAUGGAUCAUGCAGAAAGACCUGUUGGGACAAGAUGUUUUCCUUAUUGGUCCGCCUGGUCCUUUACGACGCUCCAUUGCUAUGCAGUAUUUGGAGCUGACCAAACGAGAGGUAGAGUACAUGGCACUAUCCAGGGAUACCACUGAGACAGAUCUUAAACAACGCAGAGAGAUCCGAGCAGGAACAGCCUUUUACCUUGAUCAGUGUGCUGUUCGAGCUGCGACUGAAGGCAGGAUAUUAGUGCUGGAAGGACUGGAGAAGGCAGAACGGAAUGUCCUACCUGUUUUAAACAACCUGCUAGAAAACCGAGAGAUGCAGCUAGAAGAUGGGCGUUUCCUCAUGUCUGCGGAUCGCUAUGACAAACUGCUAAAGGAUCAUACAAAGGAGGAGCUAAAUGCGUGGAAGAUUGUGCGAGUUAGUGAGGAUUUCAGAGUAAUAGCCCUGGGUCUACCAGUUCCGAGGUAUCCUGGAAACCCUCUCGAUCCUCCGCUUCGUUCAAGGUUUCAGGCCAGGGACAUUUAUAGCCUGCCUUUUAAGGAUCAGUUGGCAGUCUUGUAUGCUGUUGGACCAAAUGUACGGUCUGAAAGAGUGUCUCAGAUGUUAUCCUUUGCAACAACCCUCUGCUCUCAAGAGUCCACAACCCUUGGUCUUUUUGAGUUCCCUGUGGAUAACUUAGCAGCUGUCAUUAAGAUCAUGGAUGUGUUUCCCAUGCUGUCUGCCCAGCAACUGCUUCACAGGCUUUAUCCAUAUGAUUUAAUACUUGGGAAGGAAGGUCAAACUGGAGUGAAGGAUGUAUUGAAGACAUUUGAGUUGCUGGACUCUUCAAGUUCAUCGACCACAAGGGCAGUUCUUGGUAUAAAAGAAGUCAAUGGACAGGCUUCACAAGCCAUAGCUACUGUUCAAGUUGGUGAUAAAGAUGUGGCCGUUCAGAUUCCUGUUGGAACAAAACGGUUGAAAUUUCACACUGGGUCACCGAAUUUCAUCAGAACAUCCAGUCAUGACAGGCUCCUGGCCGAAAUGAUUCAGUCGCACAUGGUAAAGGACAUAUGUCUAAUUGGUGGAAAGGGUUGUGGCAAAACCGUGAUUGCCAAGGAAUUUGCUGACCUGCUGGCUUACAGAAUUGAGCCCAUCACACUAUAUCAGGAUAUGACCGCCAGAGAUUUGCUUCAGCAGAGAUACACUCUUCCUAAUGGUGACACUGCUUGGCGACAUGCACCACUGGUCACUGCUGCCUUAGAAGGAAAGCUGGUAGUCCUUGAUGGCAUUCAUCGUGUCAACCCUGGAACACUGGCAGUUCUUCAGAGGCUUAUUCACGACAGGGAGUUGACACUGUACGAUGGAUCCCGAUUACUCAGGACCGACCGAUAUGAAGAGUUGAAAAAGGUGCUUGGUCUGUCUGACGAAGAUCUUCAAAGGAGGUUGAUUUAUCCCAUCCAUCCAUCCUUCAGGAUCUUAGCCUUGGCCGAGCCUCCUGUUGUAGGCAGUGGCGCUCAACAAUGGCUGGGAUCGGAGCUGCUAACCAUGUUCCUGUUUCACAGUGUAAGACCACUUUCAAUGAAAGAAGAGGCUGAAGUCCUUACAAAAAUGAUUCCACACGUCCCAGGAGAGGCUGUUGCACAAUUGUUGCAAUUUACCCACAAGCUUCGGCAGGCCAGCGACCCCACAGUGCAGUCUCUGGCUUCAUCUCUUUCCACACGACAGUUACUCCGAAUUUGCAACCGCUUCUCACACUAUCCAGAAGAGAGUCUGUACCAUGCUGUAAAUAAAGCUUGUCUUUCCAGGUUUUUGCCAAAUCUUGCCAGAUCAGCUUUGCAGAAAAAUCUGAAAGAUUCAGAGAUUGAAGGAUCAUCUGAUGACCUGGAGCAGCAGGAAAAGGCAGACAUCAGAUAUGAAAUCAAGUCUGGGAUUCUUACAAUUGGGAAGGUUUCUGUUCCAUUGUACAAUCCAGAUGAAAAGAUGAAAGUACCAGAUGUCCUCUUUUAUGAAAACACUCAGCACAUGGAGGUAAUGGAGGAUAUGCUCAAGGACUUUCUGCUUGGCGAACAUCUUCUGUUGGUUGGAAAUCAGGGUGUGGGCAAAAACAAAAUCGUUGACCAUUUUCUGCAUCUAUUGAAUAGACCCAGGGAAUAUUUACAGCUUCACAGGGACACCACAGUGCAGAGUCUCACUCUCCAACCAUCUGUACAACAGGGAAUUAUCACGUAUGAAGAUUCUCCUCUGGUCAAGGCUGUUAAAUUGGGACAUAUCCUGGUCAUUGACGAGGCUGACAAGGCACCAACCAAUGUCACCUGUAUUUUGAAAACAUUGGUGGAAAGUGGUGAAAUGAUCCUCUCUGAUGGAAGGCGCAUUGUUGUUGAUCCCACCAGUGCAGAGGGACGACCUGAUGCAAUAGUUGUUCAUCCAGAUUUCCGAAUGAUUGUGCUGGCUAACAGGCCAGGCUUUCCCUUUUUGGGUAAUGAUUUCUUUGGUGCUCUGGGUGAUAUUUUUAGCUGCAAUGCAGUUGAUAAUCCCAAGCCCCGGUCUGAGCUUGCCAUGCUUCGGCAGUAUGGCCCUGAUGUGCCUGAGUCAGUUCUUCAAAAGCUUGUGUCUGCCUUUGGCGAGUUGAGAAAUAUGGCUGAUCAAGGAAUAAUAACCUACCCUUAUUCAACAAGGGAGGUUGUUAACAUUGUAAAACAUCUCCAGAAAUUCCCGAAAGAGGGACUCGCAAAUGUGGUUCGAAAUGUGUUUGAUUUUGAUUCCUACAACGGCGAAAUGCGUGAAAUCCUGAUCAGCACCCUGCACAAGCAUGGGAUACCAAUAGGAGCCAAACCUACCAAUGUGCAGCUGGCCAAGGAGUUGCCUUUGCCAGACUGUAAGUUAGCCAGCCACUGGACUUUUAACCAACUGGAAAGCACACGGUGGAAACUUACUAUAAAGACUCAGCAGACAGCUGUAAAGGGUCCAGUGUACCUGAAAGUUCAAGGCCAUCCAUUAGAACGGCAUGAGUCAAGGGGCUUCAGCUUCACUGAGCAACAAGCCCAUUGGAGAAUUCCACUAAAUGAAGUGAAUAUUGUUUGUGAUGUCGUCACAGUCAAAGGUGAAGCCAAAGACUCCAUUUAUGUAGCAACUUGCAAUCCGGUCUCUCUGUACUCGAUGACCAUGCCUGGCAACACCAUAUACUGCAUGGAUCUAUAUGACAUCUUCCCCAGGAAUUCUGGUGGAGUCUGGCAACCUUUUGUGACGGUGGCUCCACUGGAUCAACCUCUCCAUGACCAGGUUGUGCUUCAUGAGGAGCAGAGUAAUGUGAUCCUGCUAUUGAAUUUGACCAAUGGUGCAGUCAGUCGUAUCAUCUCUGGAGAAGAACGGCAAUCCCCCAAGAAAGCGUACUGGUGGGCGAAUAGAGAUGGCAGGGAUGGUUACAAAAUGUGCAGAGAAUUUUCACACAAAAAUUGGCUGGUGUUCUACAAGAAACAAGGGAAUUCCUUGGAUGUGUUGGAUGUUCUCGAGGGCCGUGCACACACCAUAUCUCUGCCAAUUGAAGUUAAGUAUGUUCAUUUGGUGGCUGAAGACAGGUGGUUGUUGGUGGAAAAUAAGACAAACAAGAAGUUCCUUCUGACAAAGCCGAUGAGUAUUGAAUCUGACUUGUCUGGAACUUGUCAGCUGCAUGUGAUAAAUGAGGAGUCGGUCAGCACGGGAUUCGGAAACACUGUGGCCCUGGAGCUUUCAAGCCCUAAUAUAGUGUCAAAGGAAGAAUUACCCUCAGAAAACCUGAGCGUAGCCCUUGGGCAGAAGAUUGUGUCUCCAAAUCGGAUUCUGUCUGACGAAAAUAGCUAUGCAACAAUUGUUGUUGGGUUUCCAGACCUAAUGUCUCCCAGUGAGGUGUACACAUGGAAAAGAAAGGCUUCAUUGGACAAUGAUGGUGCUGGCUCCCCAAAGAAUAGGUUCUUCAGAGGGAGCUACGAGUCUGGGAGUGUGAAGCAAUCCAACUGCAUCACCCUGACCGGAGCCAACCAGGUGAUUCGAGCUGUUGCUGUUGAAGAUGUACCUAUAAAUGAAAUCUACCCAAAAGAUGUGAAGCCUCCAAACACAGCUGGAUUCUUGGAAGUAACAGAUCUGAACUCCAAAAAGAUCAAAUAUAUUCCCAUUCCAAGUGCACUUAUCAUCUCUCCAUACACUCAGUGGUUAUCUAAAAUCUCCAACACAGAUGUCCUGAUUGCACCUAUUGGAGCUGGAGGAGUGGUGACAGUGGACAUGGGAGGGCAUGUGCGUCUGUGGGAAACUGGAUUUGAUCAUUUACAGCGCUCCUUGCUGGAGUGGAGGACCAUGAUUGGACAGGAGGAUGGACGACCCCUACAGAUUACGAUAGAGAGGGAUAGUGGAUUGGAUGUGACUGCCCCUAAACAUGGAAGAAUUGAUGUGGACAACGCCCCGCAUGUUGGGGGCAACACAUGGGCAGGAGGAACUGGUGGAAGAGAUACUGCUGGACUAGGUGGGAAAGGUGGUCCGUAUCGUUUGGAUGCAGGGCACAAAGUUUACCAGGUGUCGCAGGCUGAAAAGGAUGCAGUGCCAGAGGAAGUGAAAAGAGCUGCAAGAGCGAUGGCUGAGAAAGCUUUCAAGGAAAGGUUAAAGGAAAUUCACAUGAGUGAAUAUGAUGCUGCAACAUAUGAGAGGUUUUCAGGGGCCAUACGACGACAAGUUCAAUCAAUACGAGUCGUUCUCGACAGCCUGCAGGCCAAGGGCAAAGAGAGGCAAUGGCUGCGACACCAGUCUAUUGGAGAACUCGACGACACCAAAAUAAUCGACGGCUUGACAGGAGAGAAGGCAAUUUAUAAACGUAGAGGGGAGUUGGAGCCUGAGCUUGGCAGUCCCCAACUGAAACCCAAGCGUCUGCGGCUUCUGGUGGAUGUCUCUGGGAGCAUGUACCGCUUCAAUGGACUGGACGGCAGGCUGGAGCGCUCCAUGGAGGCUGUCUGUAUGGUUUUAGAAGCCUUUGAGAAUUAUGAGCAUAAAUUUAAGUAUGACAUUGUUGGUCACUCAGGAGAUGGAUUCAACAUUGAGCUAGUCAGGAGUGAAAAGCCUCCGAGAAACAACAAGGAGAGACUUCAGGUUAUGAAGACAAUGCAUGCCCAUUCCCAGUUUUGUAUGAGUGGAGACCAUACUCUUGAAGGAACAGAACAUGCGAUUCAAGAGAUUGCCAGGGAAGAGGCAGAUGAACGUUUUGUCAUUGUUCUGAGUGAUGCUAACCUGGAGCGAUAUGGCAUAAGCCCUGCCAGGUUCACCCAAGUCUUGACUUGCAACCCUCAGGUUAAUGCGUUCGCCAUUUUCAUUGGCUCCCUGGGUGACCAAGCAGAAAGGCUGCAACAGACUCUGCCAGCAGGGAGGUCCUUCGUUGCCAUGGACACAAAACAAAUCCCACAGAUUCUACAGCAGAUCUUCACAUCCACUAUGUUGUCAACGGCCUAAGGACUAUCCCGUUUGGUUUGAUGUGCAUGCAGGAGAUGGUGGGAAAAGCUACAUGCAACGUUGACCUGUCGCUGGUUGCAGGCAGCUGCUGGAUGUCUACUCAGUGACCGCCUUGACCCUACAGUCAGGUUUAGUUGGUGGCAAUCGCUGGGGUGCAUUGGAAUAGUGACAGGAAGAUUCUCAGCUUUACAUGUGAGUGAGCAUUAGAGGGCUGUUAGUAAAAUGUGGGAUAGUGCCAUUUCCUGAGUCUCUUUAUGACUUAAUAAAUAGAUGGUUAAAUUAAAGAAUAUCUGUAUGAUAAAUAGAUUCAUAUAGACGUUACUCCUAACCUGCCAUGACAGUAUAAUCUUACUUUUAAACUCUUGUUAGUCAAUUCUCCAAUCUCCAGGAGGAACAAUCCUUCUUUUGAAUGUGAUGAAUUGAAAAGCAAUUUGAAAUACUUUGAUUUCAGGAGAUGCACCCUUUGGCCAGAUAGUGGAUAGUUCAAGGCACAUGGUGCAAUUAUGUCCCAUUUCCUUCAGUGACUGCUCAGCGUAAGCAAGAGCAGGGAGGGAAUUCCUCUGGUCAAAAUAAAAACAGGUGCAGGUACAUGAAGGUAAGAGGGGAGCAGAGCUAGAGUCACUGAAAAGGGCACUGUUUCUUGACCCAAACUGAAUGAUGAUGAAACAAAAAGGAUAUUUAAGACACUGACUGUGUGUAGGUUUCACAUUCUUCCUCUGCUUCUACUGUGAUGUGUGACCAACUACUACUAGGCUGGCUACCUACUGAUCAACCAUCCCACCAUCAUUUCUUUCUGCCUCUGUCCUUUCAAAUCUUUUAGACAAUGAAGAGUUCUGAGGAGCUCUGGCUCAGUCUUCGAGAGAGUUGAUAAAUAGGCUGUUCCCUGCAGCAUAUCUACUGAGUUAAAUUUCAAAUCCAACACUUCAAAAGGGACUGAAAGGCCCAUCUCUUGAAUUAAUCUGUAAAGGUAUUAGAAUAUAAUUUACACACAAGAUUGCUUGGAAUAUCAGGGAAGUAAAUGUAAAUGAUGCAAAAUUUAAAAAGUGAUUUAUUUUGUAACAUUAUAUAUGCACAGAAUAAAGUUUAAUAUAUUUUAUCAUCUCA